AUGGUUGGUUUUUAUUCCCUCUCUUUUGAUUUUUUGUGGAGAGGAGAAGAGAACGCUCUUUGCUUUUCUCUCUGUAUCAGAACAAACGGAAGGAGGAAGACGAGGAAGACGAGGAAGAAGAGAGAGUUUCCGGUUUUCAGGAAGGAGGAAAGCGAAUCGUUUUGGUGGUUUGAGGGCUGACGAGGGGAUUUUGGGUCAAGGGAUGAGAAUUACGGCGGGAGGGAGUUGCUAGAGGUUGUGGUGGUGGUGGUGGUGAUGGAGGAGGAUGACUUCUGAAUGGAAUUCGUUUGAUGCGAUGUCUAGAGCUUCGGUUGUGACUGAAGGAAUCUCGUCUCUGUCGCCGUCGUUGAAUCAGGAUGCUAUGUGGCAAAUGAAUUUGAGAUCAAAUGAAGCAAUGGAACCUGGGCCCUACCCUGAGCGUCCUGGGGAACCAGAUUGUUCGUUUUACAUCAGGACUGGCUUUUGUAGAUUUGGGGCAACAUGUCGUUUUAAUCAUCCUCCUAAUAGGAAGCUGGCAAUUGCAGCUGCAAGGAUGAAAGGAGAGUUCCCAGAAAGAAUAGGACAACCUGAAUGUCAGUACUACCUGAAGACAGGAACUUGCAAGUUUGGUGCUACAUGCAAGUUCCAUCAUCCUAAAGACAAGGCUGGGAUAGCUGGCAGAGUUCCUUUAAAUGUUUUCGGCUACCCACUUCGCCCAAAUGAGACUGAGUGUGCUUACUAUUUAAGAACUGGACAAUGUAAGUUUGGAAGCACUUGUAAAUUCCAUCACCCUCAGCCAGCUAAUAUGAUGGUUUCAUUGCGUGGCUCUCCCGUUUAUCCAACCAUCCAAUCACCAACUACUCCUGGUCAGCAGUCAUACCCAGGAGGGAUUACAAACUGGUCAAGAGCAUCUUUUAUUCCUAGCCCAAGUCCUUCCAGUUAUGCACCUUUGAUUUUACCUCAAGGGAUGCUAUCACUUCAGGGCUGGAAUGCAUACAGUGGUCAAUUGGCAUCAGCUUCCUCUUCAGAGAACCUGCAGCAAGCUGCUGGAAACAAUCAAUUAUAUGGAACCCCACGCCACAAUGAAUCAGUGGCUGCUGGCUCCCCAGGGUCAUAUUCUCAAUACCGUUCUGGAUCUGUCCCUGUUGGGUUUUAUGCCUUGCAGAGGGAGAAUAUAUUUCCUGAGAGACCUGGUCAGCCGGACUGCCAAUUUUACAUGAAGACUGGAGAUUGUAAGUUUGGUGUGGUUUGUAGGUUUCAUCAUCCAAGAGAGAGAAUUCCUCCUCCUCCAGACUGCAUCUUGAGUCCUAUAGGUCUCCCUCUGCGUGAGGGGGAACCUGUGUGCAUUUUCUAUUCUCGAUAUGGUAUCUGCAAAUUUGGUCCUAGUUGCAAGUUUCACCACCCUAUGGGAAUUUUUACAUACAAUUACUCUCCAUCAUCUCCAACCGAUACCCCUGUUAGGCGUUUCUUGGCGUCAUCUUCAGGGAAUACAGGAUUAAAUUUAUCAUCAGAGGGGCUUGAAGCCAGCUCUGCAAAGCCCAGGCGGUUAUCAUUGUCAGAACCUAGACAAAUGUCUCCUGGUGAUGAUGACAUUGACACAGAGGGAUAAACACUGCAACAAAUUUUCAAUCUUUUGGAGGAAGAGUAAUCUAUAACUGCAUUUCUAGUUGUUGGAAAUGUAGAGUUCAUGUUAAUUCCAGUUGAUUCUGUUCUCUUAAAUUCAAUUCGGUCAUCAGAUGAAUCCUCUGAUUUUCUUUGCUGCAUUGUAUAAAAUCUGAAAAUAUUGUCACAUUUGGUAAAUCCUAAUGUCAACAGUGCAUUUGUCCCACUGCUGUGUUUUCUCUCUUUCUCUCUCUCUCUCUUUUUCUUCUGAUUUUUGUGGUGUCUUUGUCUCUGUAUAAGGUAUAAAAUUUCUUGUGCAGU
Messenger RNA from Rubroshorea leprosula, 1902 nucleotides. The record is from the annotation of a GenBank genome assembly. Lineage: Eukaryota; Viridiplantae; Streptophyta; Magnoliopsida; Malvales; Dipterocarpaceae.